AUGGCUCAUGCUGAGGGUCCUUAUAUUUCUGGUAAAGCUGAGGAUGGUUCUGAUAUUCCUCUUCCUGAAAAGUUUUCUUCUUACCAAACUUGGAAGUUUGUACUUUCCGAAGCUGAGACAAAGAAAGUGAUUGAUAAGAGGGCCAAAACUUCACACAAUGCAUCAGCUUCGCAGAAUAAUAAAGUGAAAUCUUUGGGUGAUAAGACUUCAAGUAAAGGUAAGUAUAUUCCUAAAAGGCCUACGUCUAAAUCUUCAUCAAAAACGACAUCUACAAUGGAUGAUCUCUCUAGGAUGCGUAAAAGAUACGAUUCCUCUUCAAGUUCGGAAUCUAGUGAGGAUGAUAUCUCUGUUUCUGAUGAUUCAUCAAUUCCUUCUUCUUUGAAAGAGUUGUCCAAUCUUUUUGCUGGAGAUCUCCUAACUGCUAUUGAUAAUGAAGAAUCAAAUCGUGCUUUUGGAAUGGUUUCUAAAAUAUGCGAUGCUCCUACUUUAGAUGAUCCAUCUCUUCGUGGAGCUGCCUCUGCGAUAAGUCCUAACCUCCAAUUCACAAUCGGCUCUUUGGGAGCCCGUUUAUCUUAUGUAAUCUCCUCGGACUACCAAAGGAGACUUACUAAACUUGAGAAAGAAAAUGCCAAGCUUAAAGAUGAGAAUUCAACCAAUUCUGAUUUGAUUCGCAGAGCCCGAGAAAGAAAUGAUGAACUCAUUGAUCUAUAUAACUUUUCGGAUGAGGAUGCCAAUCUUCCUGAUGGUGAAACCCUUUUAGAACACCUUAAUUCUUCUUUAAAUAACUAUCCCAACCAAGGAUUUGAAAAUCUGAAUUUGGAAGAAUUAAGAUUGAAAUAUGCUGCUCUUAGAAAAAGUCAUAGAUCUUUAUUGACUACAUUUAAUAACUUUAAACAUCGUCUUCAUGAGAGCCAAGAACAAAUUCAAAUUUUGGAAACAAAGAAGAAUAAGCUUAUUGAUGAGAAAGACGAGAUCACUCUUAAGGGUGCGAAAGCACUAGAAACAUUCCAAGAAUCCAUCAUUGAGGUUCAAAAAGAACUUGAAUUUAGUUGGGCUGAUAGAGUUCUGAAUGAUGCUAGAAAGUAUUUAGCCAUAAACGUGAGUCUUCAAGCUGAACAUUCCGCAUUGGUUAAAGACAUUGUUUCCAAUUAUGAAGAUAAGGAGAAGAAUUAUCUUCAGAAGAUUGAAGAGUUAGAAACUCGCUUAGCUUCUGAAGAAGAGAAGAAUUAUCCUCAGAAGAUUGAAGAAUUAGAAACUCGCUUAGAUUCUGAAGAAAAAGAUUUAUUUUCUCGCAACUCUAAGUAUCAGCAAUUGAAGAAGAACUUCAUCAUCAUGGUUUCAAACAAUAGCAAUGAUGCUAAUCGUGCUCGCGAAGCUGUUGUUAAGAAAGUCUGCGUUGAGAAUAACAUCCCUCUUACAAAGUAUAAAUUUCCAGAAAUCCCUGAUAAUGAACAUAUUUCUGAUAUUUCAGACAGCGAAGGAGAAGAUGAAGAAUCUGAAGAAGAAAUAACUGGUUCUGAGAUUGAGCGAGAUGAAGAUUAA
Papaver somniferum (opium poppy) is the source of this 1542-nucleotide messenger RNA. RefSeq lists its product as uncharacterized. Bases 1 to 1542 code for a protein of 513 amino acids. The record is from RefSeq and is a predicted model, not a curated record. The transcript has 8 exons. Lineage: Eukaryota; Viridiplantae; Streptophyta; Magnoliopsida; Ranunculales; Papaveraceae.